Procambarus clarkii (red swamp crayfish) is the source of this 3677-nucleotide messenger RNA. NCBI's taxonomy places the organism in Eukaryota, Metazoa, Arthropoda, Malacostraca, Decapoda, Cambaridae. The record is from RefSeq and is a predicted model, not a curated record.
AACGUCCAAAGCUGGUGUCCGAAGCGGUCAAAACAUUGGUGUGCGACGUGUAAAAGAUGUGUUGGCGUGUGUGUCAUGGGAUGUGCACCUGACAGCUGCUGCUGCUGCUCUCUCUGGCACUGUGGCACUGUGUGGGGCCAGGUGGCACCAUCCCCGCCAUUGUUCCUGGUGAUAACACAGAGGCUCGGCUCUAUCAGUCUCAGGGGCGUCGCCACAGCCUAGGGGACCUUCCUUCAUAUUUAUGUUGAGCAUAAUGGACUCGGCUGGUGAUGACGGCAAUCUUCACUGGACUACCAUAGUUAUAACUUGCUCGUCUGCAAGUGUAAGAGAAGGAGUGGAAGAAGAAUGUAAUCGGCUGUCUAAGGGUGGACUUUUACCCAGUCAUGACCUCCUCUUGGUGUUGGAUGACCCACGGCCGGAAGGCCACCUGGUGAAACAUGAGUCUGAAUUUCAGCCAGGCCCAGGUGUUGGAAGUGGAGGAGCGACAAUUAAUGCCCUUCUUGUGACAAUAGAGAGGCUUUCUGCCCAGCAAGGUCAUACUACAAUCAGCAGUGAACUUGUUCACAGUAGCCGCAUUCUUGUGGUACAUCAUGGUCGUCUUCUAGUCCAUUCUCCAGGUGGCACUGCAUUCCUCCGCCUUUCACCAGAACAGACAUUUGUGCCACCUUGUGCCAAAAUCUCGCCACCAACUCUGCUUCAACAUACCAUUUGGAUGACAACUAAAAUAAGUGCAAAUAGCAAAACUGGAGUCUGGGUAACUUCAUUAGAUGCUUUUCUGCCAUAUUCUUCCCUGCUAUGCCCUCCUCAUACUGAUGGUGUUGAUGGUGCUAUUGUGUGCACGGUGGCAGCCCCCUUGCAGCACGCCGCACACCAUGGGGUAGUUAUUGCUGCCAAUGGUCAAGAUAUUAGCAAAAUGGAAUAUAGGAUGCCACUUGAGGAAAUGAGGAAAGUAUUUCCAGAAGGCAUUGGCACAGUAAUCUCAGGAGUGGUGUUCCUCAGUGGCUCACUUACCGAGCAGCUGCUUGGCCUGCACACGGUGCCCCCCCUUGACCGCUGUACCUACUAUGGCAUGGACAGUGGUGUGCCACCGCUACAGGUGUCUUUAUACUUUGAUCUGUUGCUACCACUGUGUCAUGGGGUUGCAUACAACGAGUACAUCACUGGUCAGUGUGGGGCCGUCUAUGCUCAGGCAUCCAGCUACAACGGCUUUGCUCAGCAGGAGUCUCGAGCUGCCAGACUCCAGAUUUGGAAGCAGCUACAAGGUCAUAAAGCUUGUUAUCACCUUCUAGAAGGCACGAGACAUCAUUAUUUAGGAUCAAACUUACCAUUUGAGCUCUCCAUAAUGCCAUUAUUGCCUUCUACUAGCAUUGUGCACACAGACAACAUUAAUGCAGCUGCCUCAAAUGAGCAAGUUGUCACAGUGAACUCGUUCAUUCAAGGAGAAGUUAAGUCACUGCAUGAAAAAAUACAUAUCCUUGAUUCCUGGGUCGGUAAAAAUGUUUCCAUAACCUCAAAGGGUCCUUGUGUUUUCUUAGGGAUGCAGUUACAGGAAUCAAGUAUAGUCAUUAAUUCACCAAGUGGACAUGUUUGGCAGAUGUACCCUGGAGAGAAAGAUGACGUAGUCACGUGCCACGGAUUCAGUGAUGACUUAUCAAGGGUACAACAUGACGGAAAGAUAACUAUCUUCAACACUGAAUGGGCUACAUUCCUUGCCAGAACUGGACUAAAUAAGGACGACUUGUGGCCAGAUGUCAAGAGCCAUAAUCAAACGGCUUUAACAGCCAAAUUGUUUGUUUUGAAUUGUUCUAUUGAGGAACAAAUCCAAAUAAUCGUGACUUUAAUUGGAGCAAUUACUGACGAUGAGACUCAAUUAAAAUGGAUGUCAAAAAUUGAAGGGUGGAAAAGCUGCUCUAGAGUUUCACUCUUAGAGGCUGCCUCAAGGUGUAGCCUUAAGAAAAUAAUGAAAGAACGAGAAGAUAUAUACCUGGAGACUGUGAAGCAGUUCAUCGAAGAGACUGCAGAUGACGUAGGCGGAAAAUCUCUACUUCAGUACUUUAAUUACCUGGUGACAAGUAAGGACAUUUUUCUGGCUAAUAUGGUUUAUUCAUUCCUUGCAUUACAAGGAAGUAUAAUAUAUGUGUGUGCAUUUGAAGCUGGAAAUCAGAGAGUGGCACUGGACCAUAUGACAAAGGUCUGCACACACUGGAUCAAGUCAGGUCGCCCUGAAGACUUAAUCAGAGCUGCCAGACAUUUUGAACGAGCCUCUCAGAUAGUCAUUAGCAAACAGGUGGAGACAGCUGAUAUACAUGUAUCAGCUAUGUGGGUACUGCCAGAACUCUGCCUAAGACAGAAUGUUGGGGUAUGGGUGGAAGCCCAUUCACCUGCUCGCAUUGACCUGGCUGGAGGGUGGUCUGAUACGCCACCCAUUUGUUAUGAACAAGGAGGAGCAGUACUAAACAUUGCUAUCAAGAUUAACAAGAAAAAGCCUAUUGGUGCUCGGGUGCGAAUCACCAGCGAAUUCCACAUUGUGUGUACACUCCGUGAUUGGUCGGGUGGAGACGUCCGCCUGACUUGGACCACGCUAGAUGACUUGCGAGAUUAUGACAAUCCUGUUGCUCCGGGUGCUCUGGUGAAAGCUACACUACUUUACUGUAAAGUGGUGGACCUAACUAGUGAAGAUUCUCUGGCUGUACAGUUGAAGGAUAGAUAUGAUGGUGGCUUGGAGGUUGAAGUUUGGUCCCAUUUGCCACAAGGUUCAGGACUAGGAGGGAGCAGUCUAUUGGCAGGGGCGUUGGUUUCUGCCAUCAUUGUGUUGCUGGGACAUCCACCACCCCGCCACUCACAUCUCAUCCAUGCCACCUUGUGUAUUGAACAGUGGCUUACAACUGGUGGUGGAUGGCAAGACCAGGUUGGUGGGCUUGUAGGAGGAGCCAAGCUGGGAGUGAGCAGGAAAGGAACACCUGUCACUGUCUCUACUUACAAGAUCCCUCUGUCCCAGACUUUUAUUGACCGUCUUAAUGAGCAUCUCCUCUUACUUUAUACUGGGAAGAUACAUUAUUUUAAUUUUAAAUGCUCUAUACUGUAUAAUUAUUACAGUAUUUUUAACAAUAAAAUACUGUAUUACUCAUUGACUAACACGCCUAACAACAAGAAGAUUAAGCAAGGCAUUUAUUUCCAGGUGUCCAAGCUCAUGGCCACCUUACACAAUCACUGUCUGGGCAUGUCUCUGGCUGGAGCUGGUGGAGGCGGCUACCUUUAUGCAUUAAAGGCCAGACCUGGACCGCUGGAAGACAGUGUUGACCUUGGUGGGUUAACCAGCGACUGUGUCGAAGUGGACCAGCAAGGGCUAGAGUUAUGGGUAGGGGGAGAAACGGUCACUCAAGUUAAUGAAGAUGAUGUUUUGACCCAUGAGAAGUGGCUGACACUGCUUGAAAUGAUACAAGUACCGUAGUUAGCAAUAUUUCAGCUCAGUAUAAUGGAGACGUUAUUUUUAUGCUCGUAUGACAAAGUAGUAAAAGGCUUCUGUUUCUCUUCACUUCCAUUUAUAUAUUUGCCGAUAUUCCAGAAUCAGUCUUUAUGCCCUCUUUAAGCAAUCUUAUUAUUGACAAUUGUAGACCAAACUGAAACACUUAUAAAUAUCUUAAUUACUGUGAUAUCCCAUAAAUUUUAUAAAAAUG